Pimephales promelas (fathead minnow) is the source of this 5408-nucleotide messenger RNA. The record is from RefSeq and is a predicted model, not a curated record. NCBI's taxonomy places the organism in Eukaryota, Metazoa, Chordata, Actinopteri, Cypriniformes, Leuciscidae.
UAAAGUAAAUAAAACGUCACGUGGGUACCGCUCGAGGCAUCUGUUUCGUUGAAAACCAGAGCCGUUGAAAAAUUAAAAUGUAUCGCUAACCGUUGUGUGUCUCUCUCUCUCUGUGUGUGUGUGUGUGUGGACAAAUUGCCAUUCUACACCAAACAAACGUGAUAUGGUCAAAUAAAAACACUUUUCCACGCAGAUGGACCUGAUUUCACCCUAAAAUAGAGAUGAUUUAAUCGUCAUUAUCAACGCGGAUGCUGAUUCUGAUUCUGAGGGUAACAGGAGGAACUGAAGGCGGAGUUUGCAAACUUUAACCCACCGCAGACAGUCGGAGGAGGAAUACCCGUGCUGUUUAAUUCGUUUAGUUGAUUGAGUGCUCUUAUAUGAUGCCAGAAAGCUGUGGUGUCUCAGGGGCCCUUCAGCGCCUGAUGCCCCUGGCCCUCAGGGGAGAAUGGAUGGCACUAGAACAGAAACUCAAGACUUUAGAAAAGGGAGAUCCGGACAUCUUCCAGUUUGACGAGGAGUCUGGCUUGAGCCUGAUGAUGGUUGCGGUUCGAGAGAAUCGUCUGUCUGUCGUUGACAGGCUUCUGGAACUGGGGGUCAAUCCAAGUGACAAAACAAAGGACGGCAGAUCGGCGUUACAUGUCGCCGCCGCUCACUCCAAAGAUGAGAUCGUCAAACUACUGGCAAGAAAAACCGAUCCCAAUUUACCAGCAGGGCCCAGUGAUCAGCUGCCCCUGCAUUACGCAGCGUCCCGGCCGACCGGAGGACUCGGAGUCGUCCAAACGCUGCUCAAGUUCAGCAGCAAAGACGCUCGUCUGACACCAGACAAGGAGGGCCGCCUCCCGCUGCUGCUGGCUGUCGAAGCCGGGAAUGUUGGGAUUGUACGGGAACUCCUCUCCGGCCAAUCAGAGCCUCAGCUCAGAGCUGUGAAGACCGCAAACGGAGACACGGCGCUCCACAUCUGCUGCCGACGGAAAGACGCUGAUAUGGCCAAAGUCCUGGUGGAGUUCGGCGCGAGUCCGGACUCUCAGAAUAAUGAGUGGCAGACUCCUCUGCACGUCGCCGCUCUGGAAGGAGACGAGAACAUGCUGAAGUUGUUGCACCUCUGCAAGGCCAGUCCCAACAUCUUAGACAAGAUGGACAGAUCUCCUCUACACAUCGCAGCAGAGCGGGGGCACACCAAUGUCGUCGAGAUCCUCACAGAGAAAUUCAAGUCAUGUGUGUUAGCAAGAACGAAGGAUGGCAACACACUUUUGCAUAUCGCGUCCCAAUGUGGUCACCCUGCGACCGCUCUCACGCUCCUGAGGAAAGGCGUCUUGUUGCACAUGCCAAACAAGUCAGGGGCGGUGUGUCUUCACUCCGCGGCAAAGAAAGGCCACACGGCUGUAGUGAAGGCUCUUCUCCUGAAGGGGGCGCAUGUAGACGCCACCACUAAAGAUGGACAGACGGCUCUUCACAUCGCGGUGGAGAACUGCAAGCCACAGGUGGUGCAGAUGUUACUGGGAUUCGGGGCACAUGUGCAGCUCAGGGGAGGAAAGGCGCAGGAAACCCCUCUGCACAUCGCAGCGAGAGUGAAGGACGGCGUAAGAGCGGCGGAGAUGCUUCUGAAGAGCGGCGCGGAUGUGAACGCGGAACAGGAGAACGGAGAGACCGCUAUGCAUGUAGCCGCGCGUCACGACGCUCUGGAGAUGAUGCGAGCGCUGAUCCAGGAGGGCGGGGACGUCACAUGGAAAUCAAAGAUUGAGGAGAACUCUCUGCAUGUUGCGGUGCGUCACUGUCACGCUCGCGUGGUGGAGGAGAUCGUAAACUCUCUGACCAAUGAGAGAAGCCGUCAGGAGGCGGAGCUCUGCGUCCGUGAAGGGAACCAGGUCGGUGAGACGCCACUGCACCUGGCAGCUCAGCUCCGGAGGGACUCAGUGCAUCGGAUAGAUGAGGACAUCUGCAUCAUCAAGACCCUGAUGGAGCAUCAUGCUGACAUCACUGCCGUGACCCGACAGAGCGGAGAGACGCCUCUUCAUUACAGCGCCAGGGUGGGAAAUACCGCCGCCCUCCAGGAGAUGCUCAGUAACGUCCCCAGCAAUCAGCUCCAGAUUGCCAUCAACAAACACACCAAGAGCGGCUGGUCUCCGCUGUUGCUGGCCGCAGAUCAGGGUCACACAGAGGUCGUGAGGGUCCUGCUGCAAAACAAUGCCAGAGUGGACGUGUUUGAUGAGGAGGGGAAGGCCGCCAUUCAUCUGGCUGCAGAACAAGGUCAUCAAGACAUCGUGGAUAUCCUGCUGUCCCAUAAGGCCUUUGUGAACGCCAAGACCAAACUGGGCCUGACGCCUCUUCACCUCAGCGCUCGGAGCGGGUCGGCGCGGCUCGUGCGGUUACUGGUGGAGACCCAUCAGGCCAGUGUUGACGCUCUCUCUCUGAGAAAGCAGACGCCUCUUCAUUUAGCGGCCGUCGGCGGGCAGCUGGACGUUUGCAGCAGCUUAUUAAACCUGAAAGCUGACAUCACUGCCGCAGAUAUCCGCGGACAGACUCCUCUGCAUCUGGCGGCGGAGAGCGAUCACUCUGAGGUGGUGAAGCUGUUUCUGAGGCACAGGCCUGGAUUAGCCACACUAGCUAACAUGGAGGGCGCGACCUGCGCACACAUCGCUGCGGCUAAAGGCAGUGCGGCCGUCAUCAGAGAACUGCUCAUGUUCAACCCAGGAGGACCGCUCGCACUCAACAACAAGGCUAACGGCGUGUGUCCGCUGCACCUGGCGGCCGCUGGAGGACACACGGAGGUGGUGAAGGUGCUUCUGGAGGCCGGAGCUUCGGUGACGGAGGAGGAUCUGGAGGGCAUGACGGCCAUUCAUUUGGCAGCCAAGAAUGGACACACUCAUAUUCUGGAGGUGCUGAAAGGAAGCGUCUCACUGAAGAUACAAAGCUCCAAGACGGGGUUAACUGCUCUGCACGUGGCGGCCCGCUUCGGUCAGGUGGACUUUGUGAGGGAAAUCCUGACUAAAGUCCCGGCCACGAUACGCAGCGAAUUCCCAAACCACAGCGGCAAAGAUGACGGGAAGAGACGUGAACAGACUUCAGCUGAGUCAGGUUACACUCCUCUGCACCUGGCGGCUCAGUCCGGUCAUGAGAGCGUGGUUCGGCUGCUGCUGAAUUCUCCCGGCGUUCAGGCUGACGCAGAAACACACGUUCAGGGCUCCAGUGCGCUGCACCUGGCGGCUCAGAGCGGACACACGGCUGUGGUGGGACUGUUGCUCAGCCGGUCUGCGUCGCUGCUGCACCUCACAGACACACGGGGGCGCUCAUGUCUGCAUCUGGCCGCCGCACACGGACACGCGGCCAUGGUGAGAGUCCUGCUGGGACAGGGAGCGGAGAUCAAUCACACCGACGCGAGUGGCUGGACGGCGCUGCAUUACUCGGCUCAGGCCGGCUGUCUGCAGGUUGUGUCUCUGCUGGUGGAGAGCGGAGCGUCAGUGUGUGUCGAGUGUCGAGCCGGACAGACGCCGCUUCAGUUCGCCGCUCAGGAGAACCACGAACCCACAGUCAUAUUCCUGAUCAGGAGAGAGAAAAACACACUCCGUCUGCUGGAGGACAAGAAGUUUGUGUUCAACCUGAUGGUGUGCGGCCGGAUGAAUGAUAAUCUGGCCCUGGAGGAGCUGGUCCUGCACUCUCCCGCUCCUCUGGACUCGUCGGUGCGCCUCUCGCGGGCUCUGACUCUGGCCGCUCUCCGAGAGAAGGAGCGAUCGGUGGACCUGCACGCCGCCGCCCGUCACUGUGAGGUCAUGGCCUCUGACCUCCUGACCCUAGCCUCCUCAGCGGGGGGUCACGGCGCGGGGCCGAUCCUCAGGGCCGUGGACCAUCGGGGGGUCAGCGUGCUGGACUGCCUGAUCGAGGGCCGGCAGAAAGGCGUGGUGUCGCACCCGGCGGUGCAGACGUACCUGACGGACCUGUGGUUCGGGAGCCGGCGCUGGGACUCCUGGAAGAUCCUGAUGCUGUUCUUCUGCUUGCUGUUCUGCCCUCCGCUGUGGCUGGGGCUCUCACUGCCGCUCAGACACAACUUCAACACCAUCCCAAUCGUCAAGUUCCUGAGUCACCUGGUGUCGCACAUCUUCCUGUUGGCCCUGUUCAUCUUAACCAUCGUGUACCCGCCCGUGAGCCCGCUCUCCCAGGGCCGUCUGGUGCCCGGCUGGUCCGAGUGCCUGCUGCUGAUCUGGCUCUGUGGCAUGCUAGUUUCCGAGCUGACUUUCCCAGGCGAGCGCACUGGAUUAGCGUGGAUUCGUCUUCUUCUCCUGGGUUUUUCCGCGGCGGCUCUACUGUGUCACGUGUUGGCGGUCCUCAGCCAGCGAUGGCCGCCAGCUCACCUUCACUGCCUGUUCGCGCGAAACGUCCUGCUAGCCGUCGCCAUGACGCUCGGCUUCAUCCAGCUGCUGGAGUUCCUGACUUUCCAUCACUUAUUCGGCCCGUGGGCCAUAAUCAUCCGAGACUUGAUAAAGGAUCUGUGUCGAUUUGCCGUGAUCCUCAUGUUGUUCCACACCGCCUUCACGCUGAGUCUCACAGCGUUGUGUCAGCCGCUGUAUCCACACGAUCGAGACAACAGCACCGUCAACGCCGCGCAGCUGAGAGUCCCGGGUCCUCUAAACAUGUCCGUGCUGCUUUUCUUCGCCUUGUUCGGUUUGACCGAACCGGAUAAGAUCCCCGACGUGGAGCGCUCGCCUCCCGCGACAGCCGUUUUGGCUAAGAUGGUAUUCGGCGUGUAUCUGGUCGUGACGUUCAUCGUGUUGGUCAACCUCCUCAUCGCUAUGAUGAGCGACACGUACCAGCGGAUCCAGGCUCAAUCCGACACGGAGUGGAAGUUCGGCCGUGCCGUUCUGAUCCGCGAUAUAAGCCGCAAAUCUGGAGUACCGUCUCCGUUUAACCUGUUCACCAACCUCUUCUACUCCAUCAAGGUCGUCUGCAAGCGCGCAGGGAAGAUCUGCUGUGCGGAGGCUCGUGAUGUGAUGAACGAGGAUGAAGAUGCUGAAGGUGCGUCUGAGUCCCGUUCUCUCGAUCGACAGGCUCAAGCGUCUGUCAGCUGGGUCCGAGGAAACAAGAGGACGCAGAUCCUCCCCGAGGGUGGUCAGAUCCCGGCGUCCCGCGGUGGAGGUCAGGUGCGCGUGGAGAACGUUGUUGAUUGGCCGUCGGUGGUCCAGCAGUUUCUGUCCCAGCGCAGACAGAGAGAGAGAGAUGAGUGACCGACAGCUUCACCGUGACGGAUGAGUUUGCACACAUCGUACCACAGCCUGUGCCUUUGAUCUGAUGUUCACUCCUAGCUAGAUGUCAGUUACACUACUGACCGAAAGUUUGGGGACUUUUAAUGUUUCUGAAAGAAGUCACCAAGGCUGCAUUUAUUUUAAAGGGAUAGUUCACUUUGAAAUACAUUUUCG